AUGGAUACAUGGGGGGUAAAAGUUCAUCAGCUCCUCCUGCUUCCGCAGCUCCUUUUCGGAAAAGCUGUGCGCCAGCGCCCUGCGGAGCCUGGCGUGGUUUUCACGGUCGGCGUUGGCGAUGCUGGGCGAGAAUUCGGGAAAGGGCGGGUCGAAGAAGAUGCCGGCCUUGCGCAUCUCAGGCACGGCUUUUUUGACCCCGAUCCGAUGCCCGUAGAUGUCCUCAAAGGCCCGGUGGUCGGUAAAGGACAGGUGGUCCGGCCCUAUCCGCACCACCGGCCCGUAGCGGUCGUGCGCCUCCUUGGUUCGGAACGGCUGCGUGCCGCGGACGCUUUGCAGGGCCCAUGGAACCCGCGUCGCCCGGCUCCAGAACGGGCCCGGCACGUUCCGCAGGGGGUGGAGGAAGACGUUGUAUAUUAUUGA
Molecule: messenger RNA, 420 nt
Organism: Pyricularia grisea
Lineage: Eukaryota; Fungi; Ascomycota; Sordariomycetes; Magnaporthales; Pyriculariaceae
Exons: 2
Coding region: 1-420 (139 amino acids)
Source: RefSeq, a predicted model, not a curated record